This is a messenger RNA of Gekko japonicus, 4986 nucleotides long. RefSeq names its product collagen, type XVIII, alpha 1 (gene COL18A1). The record is from RefSeq and is a predicted model, not a curated record. The coding region runs from base 37 to 4755 and encodes 1572 amino acids. Lineage: Eukaryota; Metazoa; Chordata; Lepidosauria; Squamata; Gekkonidae. The transcript has 42 exons.
CGCAGCAUACUCCUUCCCCCCGCAAGCAACCUUUUAAUGGCUCGAGCUGUGCAGAAUAUCGGACUCCUGCUGUUGCUGACCUGUAGCUUAUCAGAUGCCCAGGGCUGGAGGAGUUGGCUUUGGGGGAGUUCAGAGAAAACAACCCUCCCUCCCACAAAGGCUGUCGAUACCGAGGACCAGACGACACAUCGAGUAACCACAUCCGAAGCGACCACCUUGGACAUCCCCCCAGAAAGUACCACACAGCAAACGGGACACGUAUGGAAUAUAUUUACCCUCAAGAGGCCAGACCUGCCUGCAAGCACAACUGUCCCCACCACAGCUACUGCGUCACCUUCUGAGCUGGGAGGCCGAGAGGGGACUAUCGCAGGGGUCGGGGCUGAGAUACUCAGUGUGGCUGAAGGGAUUCGGAGUCUGGUUCAGCAAUGGGAUAAAAAGACAACCGAAGGGACACAGAGGACUGAGGCAUCGGUGACAGCUGGGUUUUUGGAAGCUUCCUCUCUUCAUGCUGUGGAGCUCACUGCUGUCCAGAAUGUAACUGCCAACGUGACGGGUGAUGUGCAGAUCUUACUGGAAACUGAGCAGCCUCACGUUGCUCUCUCAGCGACUACAAAGCCCGAAUUUCCGUUGAACAAGACUCAAGUUCCAUUAAAGACGCCUGAGACACCACGCCCAGAAAAUUUCAGCACAGAAGUUGGUCUCUUAGAGCUGAUUGGGGAUCCCCCGCCAGACCAGAUAACCAAAAUAUACGGUCCUGACCACAGUCCUGGCUACGUGUUUGGACUGGAUGCCAACACUGGCCAAGUGGCCCGCUACCACCUCCCCAGCCCUUUUUACAGAGACUUCUCACUCCUGUUCCACGUUCAGCCCACGUCGGACAAGGCUGGUGUGCUUUUUGCCAUCACAGAUGCUUCCCAGUCGAUCAUCUAUGUGGGUGUGAAGCUUUCAGAGGUCAAGGAUGGGAAGCAACAGAUACUCUUCUACUACACAGAGCCUGGCUCUCAGAACUCCUAUGCGGCUGCCACAUUCACCGUGCCUUCCCUUGUCAACCAGUGGACUCGCUUUGCCAUCAGCGUCGAGGAGGAAGAGGUGGUUCUCUACAUGGACUGCGAGGCAUUUGAGCGAGUCCGGUUUGAGCGCUCGCCCGAUGAGAUGGAGCUGGAAGAAGGCUCUGGGCUCUUUGUUGCCCAAGCUGGAGGGGCUGAUCCAGAAAAAUAUCAGGGUGUCAUUGCAGAACUGAAAGUGAAAGGAGAUCCUCGGGCAGCUGAAGUCCAGUGCGAGGAAGAGGAGGAUGAUUCUGAUAUGGCGUCUGGAGAUGGUGGAAGUGGGGCUGAAGAAAAGCCACAGCCAUCAGAAAAGGAAAAGGGGGGUGCCGUGCUGCCAAGCCUCCCAGAACCCCCGCCUGUCACGUCCCCUCCCACCGCCAAGGAGCCUGCACAGCCAGAAGAGAGGCCCAGUCUGCACACGGAACGGACCAAACCAGGAGGGACCCCGCCGUCUGCUUCAGGCGUUGGAGCCAAAGGUGAAAAAGGGGAUCAGGGUGAAAAAGGUGAGCGUGGCCCUAAAGGAGAUUCUGGAGUCGGUGAAGUUCUACCAGCAGGUGGCACUAAAGGUGAAAAGGGAGAGAAAGGAGAGUUGGGUGUUAAGGGAAAUGCAGGCUUUGGGUAUCCGGGCGCGAAAGGACAGAAAGGCGAGCCUGGUGCACAAGGAUCUCCCGGCCCCGUGGGUCCCCCUGGCCCUCCUGGGACCAUGCUGCAAAGCCCUGACGGCUCUCUUAUAGAGCAAGUGGCUGGGCCUCCGGGACCUGCAGGCCCACCAGGGACACCUGGGAAAGAUGGUCUACCUGGGAAGGAUGGAGAGCCUGGGGAUCCUGGUGAAGAUGGUAAACCAGGUGACAUUGGCCCCCAGGGAUUCCCUGGGACCCCAGGGGAGCCUGGGCAGAAAGGAGAAAAGGGUGAUUCAGGCGUUGGCGCACAAGGUCCCCCUGGUCCACCAGGACCACCUGGGCUACCAGGACUCAGUUCUAAACUGGACAAGUUGACAUUUAUUGAUAUGGAAGGCUCUGGCUUUGGAGGUGACUUGGAAAGUUUACGGGGCCCCAGAGGACCUGCUGGGCCCCCCGGGCCUCCUGGAGUGCCAGGCUUGCCAGGACAACCUGGGAGAUUUGGAGUGAACAGCACGGGCCUUCCAGGGCCACCCGGGCUCCCGGGAGUGCCAGGCAGAGAUGGCAGCCCAGGACUUCCUGGACCUCCUGGUUCUCCUGGAAGAGAUGGCAUCCCUGCCCAGCCUGGGGCCAAUGGAGCAGCCGGAGACCCAGGAGAACUAGGCCUUCCAGGAGCACCCGGACCCAAGGGCAGCAGAGGAGAUGCAGGGUUGCCCGGAGCACCAGGGGAAACUGGCCUGGCAGGACUUCCAGGGCCCAUGGGUCCCCGAGGACCGCCUGGACCUCCUGGUCCACCUGGGCCAGGCUUCGCACCUGGAAUUGACGAUAUGGAGGGCUCAGGACUGCCAUUUGUUUCUGCUGUCCCUGGAGCACGUGGACCAGAAGGGCCGCAGGGGCCACCGGGACUUCCAGGGCUCAAGGGGGACACUGGCAGUUCUGGUGUGCCAGGAGAGAAAGGAGAAAAGGGAGAACCAGGAUUGGCAGGACUGGAUGGUCGGCCUGGACUAGAGGGUUUCCCGGGGCCACAGGGGGUGAAAGGUGACAAAGGAGACUCAGGGGAUAAAGGUGAACGAGGUCGAGCUGGAGUGGGAUUGCCCGGCCCCCCUGGGCCCCCCGGCCCUCCCGGACAAGAUACCUACACUGCCUCCAGGGACGAUAGAAGCUUGUCUAGUGUCCUAGGCCCAGAAGGCAAACAAGGGCAUGCUGGUUUCCCAGGACCAGUUGGACCAAAGGGCGACACAGGAUCACCAGGUCUUCAAGGGACUCCAGGACUGAAGGGUGAAAAAGGAGAGCCAGGCGUUAUAAUUGGCCCUGAUGGAACUGUCAUAGCAGCUCAGGCAAAGGGAGAAAAGGGCGAGCCAGGGGCAAGAGGACCUGUGGGACCAGCAGGGCCACCUGGGCAGCAUGGACAGAAAGGAGAAAUUGGCUUUCCUGGAAGACCUGGCCGGCCUGGAAUGAAUGGGUUGAAAGGAGAAAAAGGUGACCCAGCAGACUCAACUGGAGGGCGGGGCUUAAUGGGUCUUCCAGGUCUCCCUGGACCACCCGGGCCUCCAGGACCUCCAGGCAGUAUAGUUCCUGUUUAUGACAAUAAUGCAUUUAGUGAGAUGGGCCCUCCUGGACCUCCAGGCCUGCCUGGCUACCAUGGUGCUCCUGGUGAGAAGGGAGAAAAAGGCGAGAUGGGGCCUCCGGGACCAUCAGGCCAGUUCCCCUAUGAUCUCAGCAUAUUUGGCUCCACAAUUAGGGGAGAAAAGGGGGACAGAGGGGACGCUGGGGCAAGAGGUGAAAAGGGUGAGCCAGGAGGCGGCGGGUUCUUUGGCUCAAGCGUUGCAGGCCCUCCAGGUCCUCCCGGAUAUCCUGGCCUUCCGGGGCCAAAAGGGGACAGUGUUAGGGGACCACCUGGUCCCCCUGGGCCUCAAGGACCUCCCGGUGCAGGAUUUGAGGGACGACCAGGUCCUCCGGGUCCUCCCGGACCUCCUGGUCCCCUUUCUUUUCCAGGUCCCCAUAGACAAUCCAUCAGUAUCCCGGGGCCACCGGGGCCGCCAGGACCUCCAGGCGUUGGUGAUGCAUCUUCUGGGCUGCGAAUCUUGCCAACGUAUCAGAGCAUGAUGAGCAGAGCUCAUGAAACACCCGAAGGGCAGCUCCUCUUCGUCCGGGACAGAGAAGAGCUCUACAUCCGUGUCCGCAGUGGUUUCAGGAGAGUCCUUCUUGAGGAAAGAGUCUCUAUCUCUGGUCCUGGUCUGGACAAUGAGGUAUACGAUAGGCCUCCCAGUAUCCACUACUCACACGGUGAGGGCACAGCAUCAUCUGGAUCCCAGCGCCCAUUUCCACAGCAUUUGCCUGUGCAUCCUCACCGAGAGCACGGGGUCUACUCCACUGCCAAGCCCUGGAGAGGAGAUGAGAGUGUGGCCAACCAACAGCGCCUUCCCGAGCAACCUGCCAUCCACCACCCCCCUCGUCAGGGAGGGCAGCAGCAGGAAGAGCAAGCGAACGCCUUCUUCCAUAACAGCCGCCCGUCCGGAACUCUUCCUUCUGCUGUUCACACACACCAUGACUUCCAGCCGGCUCUCCACCUUAUAGCCCUGAACACUCCCCUGAGUGGCAGUAUGCGUGGCAUCCGAGGGGCUGACUUCCAGUGUUUCCAGCAAGCGAGGGAGGCUGGACUAGCGGGCACCUUCCGAGCAUUCCUCUCGUCCCGACUGCAAGACCUCUACAGUAUAGUGCGGAGAGCAGACAGGAGUAUGGUGCCUAUAGUCAAUCUCAGGGAUGAAGUGCUGUUUACUAACUGGGAGUACCUCUUCUCAGGCUCUGAGGCUCCCUUUAGAACUGGGGUUCAUAUCCUCUCCUUUGAUGGAAGGGACGUCUUGAGAGAUUCUGCAUGGCCUCAGAAAUCCGUGUGGCACGGCUCCGACGCCAAGGGGCGGCGGUUAACAGAGAGCUACUGUGAAACGUGGCGGACAGAUGAUGCGGUGGUGACCGGGCAGGCCGCCUCACUGGCUUCAGGCAAGCUGCUGGAACAGAAGAGCAGCAGCUGCAAAAGUGCCUUCGUCGUCCUGUGCAUCGAAAACAGCUUCAUGACGUCUUCUCAGAAAUGAAAUGGCACCACACCAAAAGCACUGACUGCAAGGGGGGGGGGGACCUCCUGUUGCCAUCGCAUAGAGGAGAACAGGUGGUGGUCCCUCCCCACCUCACCCCCCCCCCAAUCAGUAUAGUGCGUCCAGGCAGUUCCACAGUAUAGCCGUGAAGCAGAUCAAUGAAUGAAAAAGCCAAAGAGUGUCUUCCUGUGGUUUCCCGUGCAGACGGGGUGCUGAAUGUGUCCCCCCCCA